AUGGAAGUCAUGAAUGUAGUUGCCAUCUUGGUUGUCCAACCACCUCAGUGCCGAGUUGAAGAACACACUAAACACAGACUCUCCGAGACUUUAAGGAGUUUACAGACUAAAGACAACUUCCUUCCUACUGAGAGACACACUCACACACACUCAAACACGCACUCAGGAGAGAGAAAGGUGGAGGGAGAGGCAGAGGAACAGAAGGAAAGAGAGGGAGGUAGAGGGGGGAGGAAGGCAGAGGGAAGGGGUGAGGUAGGAGGGAGAGAGGGAAAGGGAGAGAAAGAGGAAGAGAAAAGAAUACGAAGGGAGGGAGAGAAGGGAAGAGAGAAGGGAAGAGAGAGAAGGGAAAAGAGGGCCGAGGAAGGGAGAGAUGGGAGGAAGGAGCAAGGGAGGAAGAAAGAGAGACAGAAAGAGAGACAGAGAGAGCUGAAUAGCAGUAUAGAAAGAAGAGAAUCCAACCCCUGA
Molecule: messenger RNA, 465 nt
Organism: Branchiostoma floridae (Florida lancelet)
Lineage: Eukaryota; Metazoa; Chordata; Leptocardii; Amphioxiformes; Branchiostomatidae
Product: octapeptide-repeat protein T2-like
Exons: 3
Coding region: 1-465 (154 amino acids)
Source: RefSeq, a predicted model, not a curated record